CCCCCGGAAGUGGCCAGAGCCGAGGUGCAAGCCGAGCUUACGUCCGUCUGCCCGUUGGUCCGCGGGUCCGCCAGUCCGGUGUCCCGCGCGCCUCGGCUCUCUCUGCCGUCCCGCCAUUCUUUUGGCCCUAGUGGCGGCCAAGGCGGUAGCCAUGGCGACUUUCAUUUCGGUGCAGCUGAAGAAGACCUCUGAGGUGGACCUAGCCAAGCCGCUGGUGAAGUUCAUCCAGCAGACGUACCCGAGCGGCGGCGAGGAGCAGGCCCAGUACUGCCGCGCUGCCGAGGAGCUCAGCAAGCUGCGCCGCGCCGCGCUCGGCCGCCCGCUGGACAAGCACGAGGGCGCGCUGGAGACGCUCCUAAGAUAUUAUGAUCAGAUUUGUUCCAUUGAACCCAAAUUUCCAUUUUCUGAAAAUCAGAUCUGCUUGACAUUUACCUGGAAGGAUGCUUUUGAUAAAGGUUCACUUUUUGGAGGCUCUGUAAAAUUGGCUCUUGCAAGUUUAGGAUAUGAAAAGACCUGUGUGUUGUUCAAUUGUGCAGCCUUAGCUAGCCAGAUUGCAGCAGAACAGAACCUGGAUAAUGAUGAAGGAUUGAAAGUCGCUGCUAAACAUUACCAGUUUGCUAGUGGUGCCUUUUUACACAUUAAAGAAACGGUUUUAUCUGCCUUAAGUCGAGAGCCUACUGUGGACAUAUCUCCAGAUACUGUUGGGACCCUCAGUCUUAUUAUGCUGGCACAGGCCCAAGAAGUAUUUUUUUUAAAAGCUACAAGAGAUAAAAUGAAAGAUGCCAUCAUAGCUAAACUGGCUAAUCAGGCUGCAGAUUAUUUCGGUGAUGCUUUCAAACAGUGUCAGUACAAAGAUACUCUACCCAAGUAUUUUUAUUUCCAGGAGGUGUUCCCUGUCUUGGCUGCCAAACACUGUAUCAUGCAAGCCAAUGCUGAAUACCACCAGUCUAUCCUGGCAAAACAGCAGAAGAAAUUUGGAGAAGAGAUUGCAAGGUUACAGCAUGCAGCAGAACUGAUUAAAACAGUGGCAUCUCGCUAUGAUGAAUAUGUCAAUGUGAAGGAUUUUUCUGACAAAAUCAGCCGUGCCCUUACUGCAGCAAAGAAGGAUAAUGACUUCAUUUAUCAUGAUCGUGUUCCAGACCUUAAAGAUCUAGAUCCUAUUGGCAAAGCUACACUUGUGAAAUCCACUCCAGUCAAUGUCCCCAUCAGCCAGAAAUUCACUGAUCUAUUUGAGAAGAUGGUUCCUGUGUCAGUACAGCAGUCUUUGGCUGCCUAUAAUCAAAGGAAGGCUGACUUGGUUAACAGAUCAAUUGCUCAAAUGAGAGAAGCCACCACAUUGGCAAAUGGGGUGUUAGCAUCACUUAAUCUUCCAGCAGCAAUUGAAGAUGUGUCUGGAGAUACAGUACCUCAGUCUAUAUUGACUAAGUCCAUGUCUGUGAUUGAACAGGGAGGCAUCCAGACUGUUGAUCAGUUGAUCAAAGAGCUACCUGAACUACUACAAAGAAAUAGAGAAAUCCUAGAUGAGUCAUUAAGAUUGUUGGAUGAAGAAGAAGCAACUGACAAUGAUUUAAGAGCAAAAUUCAAGGAACGCUGGCAAAGGACACCAUCCAAUGAACUGUACAAGCCUUUGAGAGCAGAGGGAGCCAACUUCAGAACAGUUUUGGACAAGGCCGUGCAAGCAGAUGGACGAGUGAAAGAACGUUAUCAGUCUCACCGUGACACCAUUGCACUUCUAUGUAAGCCAGAGCCUGAGCUGAAUGCCACUAUCCCUUCUGCUAACCCAGCAAAGACCAUGCAGGGCAGUGAGGUUGUAAAUGUCUUAAAAUCCUUAUUGACAAAUCUUGAUGAAGUAAAGAAGGAAAGAGAGUGUCUGGAGAAUGACAUGAAAUCAGUGAAUUUUGACAUGACAAGCAAGUUUUUGACUGCUCUAGCUCAAGAAGGUGUGAUAAAUGAAGAAGCUCUUUCUGUUACUGAACUGGAUCGAAUCUAUGGAGGUCUUACAACUAAGGUCCAAGAAUCUCUUAAGAAACAGGAGGGACUUCUUAAAAAUAUUCAGGUCUCACACCAGGAAUUUUCAAAAAUGAAACAGUCUAACAAUGAAGCUAACUUAAGAGAAGAAGUUUUGAAGAACUUAGCUACUGCAUAUGACAACUUUGUUGAACUUGUAGCUAAUUUGAAGGAGGGCACAAAGUUUUACAAUGAGCUGACUGAAAUCCUGGUCAGGUUCCAGAACAAAUGCAGUGAUAUAGUGUUUGCACGGAAGACGGAAAGAGAUGAACUCUUAAAGGACUUGCAACAAAGCAUUGCCAGAGAACCUAGUGCUCCUUCAAUUCCUGCACCUGCAUAUCAGUCUUCUCCAGCAGGGGGACAUGCGCCAACUCCUCCAACUCCAGCACCAAGAACCAUGCCGCCUACUAAACCCCAGCCCCCGGCCCGGCCUCCGCCUCCUGUGCUUCCAGCAAACCGAGCUCCUUCUGCUACUACUCCAGCUCCUGUGGGGACUGGCACUGCUGCGUCAGCACCAUCACAAACCCCUGGUUCAGUUCCUCCUCCACAGGCCCAGGGACCUCCCUAUCCAACCUAUCCAGGAUAUCCCGGGUACUGCCAAAUGCCCAUGCCCAUGGGCUAUAAUCCUUAUGCAUAUGGCCAGUAUAACAUGCCAUAUCCACCAGUCUAUCACCAGAGCCCUGGACAGGCUCCCUAUCCGGGACCCCAGCAGCCUUCAUACCCCUACCCUCAGCCCCCACAACAGCCUUACUACCCACAGCAGUAAUCUGUCUGCCCAGAAGCUCAGCUGGUUCAGUUCAAAGAGAAAGAAAUACCAACCCUGCAAUAAGUGUAUUAAACUCUAUGCUCUGGUUAUAUAACAUACUCUACUGUACUGAAUGCAGUGUAUAAUUUCUGUCUGCGGCUAAAAGUUUAAAGCCAUGCCCCAGUUCCAUAUUUGAUUGCACAUGUGAGAAUUGCUGCUGUUGCAGUAUAAAAACUAGGUAUAAUAGGAUUUGAAAUAAAUUAUACUACAUUUCAUAAAAGUUGAAAACAAGAAAUUAAACCCACAAGUGGAAUGUUUGAAACCAUUAUACUUUUAAUAGAUGUGGUUGGGAUAUCAGAUACUUAUAAUGAUGGUUUAAUUACUGAUGUUCAAGAAAACUAAGGUUUUUUUUCCUCUUAUGGUUUAUUGAUUUGGUUUAAUUUCCAUUAUACUAUUUUACAUAAUCAAGGCAUUGUAAAUCUUAUAAUUUAAAAAUAAAUUAAUUAAGAACAGUUGUCAUUGUUAUGUUUUGUCAUUGAUUCUCAUUACUUUCUAAUUUCUUUCCAGUAUUAGCCUCUCAUUUUAUAUGUACAUAAGUUAAAUGGAUACUGUGAUUAAGUGCAUGAGUAGUGCAAGUUUUGAUAGUCAAGUUCAAGGUCAUUUUAUAGGAAAACCAAACAAAUAACAAUAAUUUAUCUUUCAUAUGCUGAUUAGUAAAUUACUUUUAACAUUUCUUUUGAAAAGUCCUAUAAUGUGGAAGAAACAAUUGCUACCAAAGAUUCUUGAAAUAAAUAUACAAAUUAGUAUGUAUAUUUAAUGUUUUUUGUUAGCUUCUCUAAGAUAUUGAUAUAAAUUCUGGUAAUAAUUUUUUCAGUUUUUGUUUUUUUUUUCUUAUAACCUGGUUAAAAUAAAUACCUGUCAUUGACAAUACUGUCUAAUGUGAUGAAAUUGUUUGAAGAAAAUUUAGCUAUAUCCUUCUAUUCCUUUCUUCCACCUAAUUGUCUUAACUUACUAAUAUUUAAUGCACAAUAUAUAUGAGUAGAUCUAAGCCCUUUCAUUUUUAUGCUGUAAAAAAUUGGACUAUUUUAUAAUUCAGGGAGCACUGAGUCAAAACAAUUGUUGGGAGCAUAUGCUGAUUCUGGAAUAGGCUGUGCAUUUAACAUUAAUUGCUGCUGUUAGGAUAUCUAAUCACUGUAUAAACCUCAAAAAUAGUGAUGACAUGCAUCAUGGAAUGAGAAAAUGAGAAAGGGGUGAAUUGUUUAACAUCACAGUGGGAUCUAUUCUGUGUGAGGAUCAUUUGUGAACACAUUAGGAGUAUGAGCAGAUUUCCAAUGAUUCUAUUUAUGUUGAUUUUUUGAGUUUUAAUGCUUACUUUAUUGCAUUAUUGUUUAGUUUAAAUGACACUGUCACUUGGUUCACUGUUUUCAUCGACAGUUGGGUUUGUAUUUUAAAUGUUAGACCGAAGGUAUGAUUGUAAAAGGGAAUGAAUUGGUUUAAAAAUAUAUGUAUAUUUUAAAAAAUCUUAUUUUGUUGUUGUAUGUAGAAAACUUGAAGGCAUGUUACUUCAUUAUAAAAGACCUUUGAUAACGUGCAAUACUGAAGUUGAUUUAAACUUGGCAAAAAAUGUUUUACAUGUCAUUGCCAAGUUUUAAUGUGAAUUCAUCAAAGUAUGACAUGGGCUUGUUUAAUUCUUGUGUAAAUGGUAUUUGAAUUCUACGUUCUUAUUGCUCAAGAUACCACAUAAGACAUUCAAUGAGAGUUUGGGGUAUUUCAAAUUGUUAGUUUAUAAUUCUUACUGAUGCAGAAAACAACAACAAAAACAACAAAAAAACUGGCCUGAAUAUUCUCUUGGGGAAAGUGGGCACUGAAGAAAAGGAAAUGCAUCAGAAGGCCAAAGGAGAAAUUGUAAGACCACUUAGCCCAUUUCCUGUCCUGCUAGGCCUGCUCUUGAGAGCCAUGGGAAGAUUGCUCAGAAACUCUAGGGAAGGAGGCUGUGGCAGCCUCUUCAGCACACUUAACUUGCUCAACUCUGUUAUUAGCAAAACCUUUUUUUAAUGUAGUAUCCCAGACCUUUUGCCUAUUGUCAGUUCACUCAUCCCUUAAAUAGUUGAGGAUAUUUUCUUUUGGUGGCCUGUGUCUAAGUACAAAUAACCAAGUUUCUGCAGCCUUUCAUUGCUAGGGCCUAUCUCCAUAGGCCUGUCUAGUUUUUAAAAGAUGAUUUAUGGAAAGGAGCAUCCCUUAUAUCUAUUUUACAUUCUAAUAAAGGAGAAGGAAGCCUGUACUGGGAUUGUUUCUGUUACCAAACUUCUUUUUAUCCUUUACUUAGCUUUCCAUAUGCCAUAAAUACCCUAACAGAGUUUUUAGGGAUCAUGAUGUUUAUUUGAAGGUAGGAAGAGGGUAUCAUUUUGUGGUUCUGGUAUGUUGUGCCUAUGUUAGUUUUUUUUAUUAUCUUCCUAAAUUAAAGACGCCAUCUCUAGACCAUUUGUGCUGGGCUUUGGAAUACUAUUAUAAAAUGGACUGUACUUCAAAUAGUGAAGCUCUGCAUUGAGGACCUAGACAGAAGUGAGGGGAAAAAGUGUCCAACUUCUCUUAUUUCUUAUUCCAGGUUAAAGACUGAUGACCUGACUUCUCGGUCUGAUGUAAAAUAUUGAUCUAAAGAGAGCUUCUGCUAGGUCCCUUAGUUUUUAUUCUUGGUUAAGAAAAAAUAGUAAUAUGUUGCUGCAAGCCAGUCAGUCAUUGUGAAGUAUCCCUGUAUCCGUAACCUCGACUUCCUUGCAAUUUAUAACUGCCCUCCCCUAUAAAUAUAAGUAGUUACAGAAAAAAAAGAUUUCAGAGAGCUCAUGUCCCUGAUGUUCCAUCCACAUCAGCCUUUGCAGUCAAAACAGUUUUAAAAAAUAUUUGCCAUUAGAGCUUUACAGUUUGCAAAAGUGCUUUCUACACAUUUUCUAAUUUCAUGAUAAAUGUGGUACAGUACAAUUUUGUUAAGUAUAUUUCAGUUUGCUAAUGGGGAAGUGCUUUUUUUUAAUGGUCAAUAUAUCUUGAAGAAUUUGUCUAGUUCUUGCUACAACCUAGUGAAAUCUCAUUUUUAAGAUUUCUGCAGUUAUUAGUUGAUCAGCAUUUCAGAAGUAGGAAAAAAACAGUGCUAGAGUGUUACAAUUGCUGAUUUAAAAGUAGACUUUAGAACUAAAUGGUUGAUUAUAAGAUUUACAUGGAAGAGCAAAGAAGGAAAAUUAUAUUUUUAAAGAAAAAGAGAAUAUUCAGGCUUUAUUUCUGGUAUGAAGUUUAUAUUUUUAAAAAAAAUUCCUAUAUUGUCACACCAGAGAUUUUAGAUUCUUUUCUGGUUACAAACAUUGCUGGUAGUUGGAUUAUAUUUUUAUUGUAUUCAUUUCUCUUAGGGGGAAAAUUGUAAAGAAACAAAAAGGUUCCAGAUGAAUGUAUCCUAGAAAUAAAAAUUGAAAGAUUCUUA
Choloepus didactylus (southern two-toed sloth) is the source of this 6218-nucleotide messenger RNA. It is a transcript of the gene PDCD6IP, whose product is annotated as programmed cell death 6 interacting protein. Lineage: Eukaryota; Metazoa; Chordata; Mammalia; Pilosa; Megalonychidae. The coding region runs from base 152 to 2773 and encodes 873 amino acids. The record is from RefSeq and is a predicted model, not a curated record. The transcript has 18 exons. Gene Ontology annotation, molecular function: protein binding. Gene Ontology annotation, cellular component: endosome. Gene Ontology annotation, biological process: mitotic cytokinesis.